GGCCGAGGCCGGAGACGGAGCUGGAGCUGGAGCUGAGGCCGGGGCCGGGGCUGUUCCGCUCCCUCGCAGCCCGCGGCGGGCAGAGGCGGCGGCUGGGCGGGGAUGGCGGUGGGCAGCGGGUGACGCGGAGCCGAGCGCGGCGCAGCCCUGCGGCGGGGCUGGCCUGGCCAUGGGGUUCCUGCAUCAGCUCCAUCUCCUGCUCUGGAAGAACGUGACGCUGAAGCGGCGCAGCCCGUGGGUGCUGGCCUUCGAGAUCUUCAUCCCCCUGGUGCUCUUCUUCAUCCUCCUGGGGCUGCGGCAGAAGAAGCCAACCAUCCCUGUGAAGGAAGUCUGUAAGUUGGUGGGGUGGGUGGACGCCUCCCCCCCUUCCCUUGCCUGUGCCGGCCUUGUAGUCUGGGGAGAAAGAGCCUGAUUUAGAUCAAGUCACUCUGGCCUAAUUCACACCUCUGUAACCC
Messenger RNA from Pseudopipra pipra, 455 nucleotides. Its product is annotated as ATP-binding cassette sub-family A member 2-like. Bases 170 to 412 code for a protein of 80 amino acids. NCBI's taxonomy places the organism in Eukaryota, Metazoa, Chordata, Aves, Passeriformes, Pipridae. The transcript is spliced from 3 exons. The record is from RefSeq and is a predicted model, not a curated record.